AUGCUCUGGAACUUUGCCAAACGCUUCUUCUUUGGCGUCCCGUACCCAUAUCUCCAGCUUUCCCACAUCGAUCAGCCCAGCCACUUCUCCAUCUCGGAAAAGAACACUACGGCAUCAAACACCACCUCCAACUUUCUCGGCACUCGCAACCCCUCGCUGCUGUCUGACGUUCCUUUCUUCAACUGGUUCCAGUCCCAGUCGGCCAAUCGCUUCAUCGUCGAUGUAAUCGAGGGCCAAAUCAUCACCUUGCUCGUAGUAGUCGCUUUUAUCCUGGUAUUUCUGAUUCGAGAAUGGGUUGUCCAACAGCAGCCGGUAAUCAACAUGGUGGCUCUGGGCGAUAAUGUCGCUGCACAACAGGCUGCACUCUUGGAAGAGGACGCUCACGUCGAGAAUAUUGCCGUUGACGAGGAUGAACUGGACGAUGCCCUGGAUGUUCUACAUGCCGAGAUGGCCCAAGAAGCUCGCGAGCCGCACAAUGCUGACGCGGACGAACCGACAGUGCCCACCAACAUUGCCCAAGCCAACGAGCACGACGCAUCAGAACCCACGAUACGCCGUAUUCGUCGUUCUUCUUCGCUUCGUAGGGAGCGCGACGAGGUGGUCCGGCGACUGGUACACGAAGGUUUGUCCGAUGAUGAUGUGACUGCUCAAAACCUUGAAGAGUCUCUUCGACAGGCCAUGGGUGCUGAAGCGUCCGUAGACCAGACUCGAGACCAUGACGAAGCCAGCAGCUCAAUAUUCCCUGCACGCACCUCUUCACUUCCCCUGCCCUCAGGCUCAGCGACAGAUGCGACCGAGUCUGAUCUGUCUUCAUCCUGGCAAAGGCCUAACAUGCCAGCACGCGACCGCUCCUUCAUUGCUACAGAGAUCCGUCGCAGCCUAGAAGAAGGCAACACCUGGUCAUUCGACAACGUGCCACAGGCAUCAGAGCCGGCUACUGGCACUUCCGACAUACCAAAUUCUUGGGAAGAUGAUGCCGGAGACCGGCAACGGAAUCAAGAACACGAGGCUGUGUCAGACCAGGAACACCAGAGUGAACAUAGCAGUGGAAGUUGGCAACAGGUUCCUAAUGUCGUGGAUGACUCUGACCAAGCGCUGGAAGGAGAUAGCAAAAACGACAAGGGAAAAGCCAAAACUGUUGACUACAACAACGAAGAUGCAUCAAACGAGCCAGCAUCCUCGAGCGAAAGCAGUGUCGCCGACUCGGACAAUGAGGUUCACGGACAUGAGAGCGACCCCCCUGCAGCUGCAAACCAUGUUCAGCCCGCGGAGCCUCAAGCGCCGGGAAAUGCAAUGAACCGCGUACUGGACUGGAUGUUUGGAGACGUGGCGCCUGCGACGCCAGCAGCUGAUGAAGGAGGCAACGACGAGCACAUUGUUCGUGACCUAGCAGACGAAGCGCCUUUUGUCCCAUUCAUGGGUAAUGAGGCGCGAGAUCACGAUAAUGUCGCUGCACAGGACGCCGACGUGGCUGCUGCCGCUGCUCAAGCUGGUAUUGAUGUCAACGAACAAGAGGCUAUCGAAGAUGCAGAGGAUCUGGAGGGCAUACUCGAACUCAUUGGUAUGCAAGGACCGAUUGUGGGUCUUUUCCAGAACGCUCUAUUCAGCGCGGUGCUGAUUUCUGCUACACUGGCUUGCGCAGUUUGGCUUCCCUACCUCUGGGGAAAAGUUGUCAUUCUCUUCAUGGGAAGCCCCGUCUCACUCUUCAUCAAGCUUCCUCUGCAAGUGGUCGCCGCAAUCACCGACUUCAUUGUCGACGUUACUCUCUUUGUGGUGGCUGGCACGACGUACUGGAGCUCCUACACCAUCUCCAGCCUGGUGAAACUCUGCUCCUGGGGCAAGCUUUCGCAGACUGUAGAGGGCCCACUCCACAAAAUAUCUACGCCUGCAUACUCUCUUGCAGAAAGCGCCAUGGUUCGUAUCGGCAAAAUGUUCAUGGAAUCGCCUCUGUCACCUCGACCUGAUUACUUCCGGCUCUCCGUCAACGCCCAUGCUUCUCUACGAAGCCUGCAAAACACGACUUCGUUUGCACUCAACGAGACCAGCCAUUUUGCAAACGCCAUUAUCGAAGAGAUUUCGGCAGAGUCACCUCUUAAGCUUUUGCUGAGGAUUUUUGGACACUUGCCGGCUCUGGUCCAAAACACUUCUACGGCUGCAUAUGCUCGUGGCAACGCCUUACUUUCAUGGCUGUGGGCUUCUAAAUCAUACAAGAUCACUUUUGAUAUGAACUCGAGCCACACUACUGCUGCAUACACUGCAAUGGAGUAUUGGACAGCAAGUGAUCGUUUGAUUGCCAUUCUGGCUGGCUAUGGGUUCUUCGCCUUGACCGGUGCAGUGUACCUUAAGCGCGGCACUCCUUUCAGUUCAUCACGACAAGGGCAGAAGGUUGAACGCAUCAUUUCCGACAUUCUGCAACAAGCUGGCGGCGUGCUCAAGGUCAUUCUGAUCAUCAGCAUAGAGAUGUUGGUGUUUCCACUAUACUGUGGUCUACUCCUCGACCUUGCUAUGCUUCCUCUGUUCAAGAAUGCGACGCUGUACACCCGGUGGCAAUUUGCUAGGGAAAGCCCUUGGACUUCUGGUUUCGUGCAUUGGUUCAUUGGCACUGGCUACAUGUUCCAUUUUGCACUCUUUGUGUCCAUGUGCCGGAAGAUCAUGCGCAAGGGCGUUUUGUACUUUAUUCGCGACCCAGAUGACCCGACGUUCCAUCCGGUCCGCGACGUCUUGGAGCGUAGCGUUACGACUCAGCUUCGCAAGAUUGCCUUUAGCGCUCUGGUAUACGGUGCGCUUGUCAUUGUUUGCCUGGGUGGUGUAGUAUGGACUUUGAGCCGGGCUACCUCUGACGUUCUGCCAAUUCACUGGACCACUGAAGCACCAUCGCUGGAGUUCCCGCUCGACCUUCUUUUUUACAACUUCCUCACUCCGGUCAUUAUCAAGUUCUACAAGCCUAGCGAGGGCCUGCAUGCCAUGUACAAGUGGUGCUUCCAAAAGUGCGCCGCGUUCCUUCGCCUCUCAAACUUCCUCUUCGGUGACAAGGUUCCAGAGCAAGAGGGCGACGAUGGUAAAUAUGUACGUGCUCCCUCUUCGGAUCAAGCUCGCAUUCCCAAGGGCCAGCCGGUCUUUGUCGAAGUGGACCGAGACAAUGUGCGCAAGGAUGGGCAGAACGAGGGCGGUGUUCACAAUUCGGACCUCGUGGCAAUGGUGUUCAUACCACCGUGGUUCCGCAUGCGCAUCUUUUGCUUCGUGGUGACGAUCUGGGUCUUCAUGGGCUUGUCUGGAGUCAGCGUUACCAUCUUGCCUCUCCUCUUCGGCCGCUACCUCUUCUCGCUUUUCCUUCCACCAACGGUUGAGAUGAACGACAUUCAUGCAUUCUCCCUUGGAGUGUAUACCAUGGGCAGCAUCGGUUAUUCGGGCUAUCACGCAUUCAAGUUUAUAUCAUCACUCAACCGGCGGGUACCAGACCCCAUGUCGACACUCCAGACCAUCGCGGCCACUACUUCACGCAUCGGCGGUCGUGCUCUACGCUUCUCAUACGUCUGGACUAGCCUCAUCUUCGCCAUCCCCUUCCUGUUUGCCGUGCUCCUGGAACUCUACUUCCUCAUGCCACUACACGCGUACCUCGGACCCAAAGAGCCGCAUGUUGUCCACCUGAUCCAGGACUGGACCCUGGGCUUCUUGUACUCUCGACUAGCAGCCAGGCUCGUCUUUGCGAACCGCAACUCCCGUCCUGCACGUGCUUUUGCAGCCGUAGUCCGUGACGGGUACAUGUACCCCAACGCCAAAAUCGCCACGAGAUGCUUUGUGCUGCCCGUCGUGGCCAUUUUCCUCGUCGCCAUCGCCGUUCCGUCCAGUCUGGCGUUCUUCGCCAGCAAGGUCCUGUACCGCGGUGCAAGCGAAGUGACGAAGAACCAGGUCUGGCGCUUCAGCUUCCCUGUCGUGGGCCUGAGUUUAGUCCUUAUGUGGGCUUCUUCUGCUGCCGUCCGCCUGCUCGUCCGCUGGAGACUCGUCGUCCGCGACGAAGUCUACCUGGUCGGCGAGCGCCUCCACAACUUUGGCGAAAAGAAGGCGCCCGCCCGCGUGCCCAGUGCAACGUCGAUGCCCUCGACGGUUGGCGCUGAUGAUGUGAUGGUCAGGUAAAAAAAAAAGCCCUGUAAACCGAGGCCUCAAGUUGUUGAUUCCGACAUGAGUGAUUGGGAAAUGGGAAAUUUGUGUACUUGCUAGUGUAAUUCUUCUCUCUUUUCUUUUUCUAGUCGUCUGGUAGAUUCAUGUCAACAUGGCCAAUUCAAUUCAAUUCAAUUCCC
Messenger RNA from Exserohilum turcica Et28A, 4298 nucleotides. RefSeq lists its product as uncharacterized. Gene Ontology annotation, cellular component: endoplasmic reticulum membrane. The record is from RefSeq and is a predicted model, not a curated record. The coding region runs from base 1 to 4134 and encodes 1377 amino acids. Lineage: Eukaryota; Fungi; Ascomycota; Dothideomycetes; Pleosporales; Pleosporaceae. The transcript has 2 exons.